Cuculus canorus (common cuckoo) is the source of this 6516-nucleotide messenger RNA. It is a transcript of the gene USP13, whose product is annotated as ubiquitin specific peptidase 13. The coding region runs from base 61 to 2631 and encodes 856 amino acids. The transcript is spliced from 21 exons. NCBI's taxonomy places the organism in Eukaryota, Metazoa, Chordata, Aves, Cuculiformes, Cuculidae. Gene Ontology annotation, biological process: protein deubiquitination. Gene Ontology annotation, molecular function: cysteine-type deubiquitinase activity; protein binding; zinc ion binding. The record is from RefSeq and is a predicted model, not a curated record.
UCCCCCCUUCCCCGGCUGCCCUGGGCUCCGUCGCCCUGUGCUCGGCCGCGGGGAGCGAGCAUGCAGCGGGGCGGCGGCGCGCACGUGGCCGCGGGGGACCUGGGCGAGCUGCUGGUCCCCUACAUGCCCACCAUCCGCGUGCCCAAGUCGGGGGACCGCGUCUACAAGGCGGAGUGCGCCUUCUCCUACGACUCGCCCGAUUCAGAAGGAGGUCUCUACGUGUGCAUGAACACAUUUCUGGGAUUUGGAAGGGAACACAUUGAAAGGCAUUACCGGAAAACAGGACAGUGUGUAUAUUUGCAUCUGAAGCGACGUGCAACAGAGAAGGUACCAGGAGCAUCUGGCGGAGCUUUACCAAAAAGGAGGAAUGCAAAGAUAUUUUUAGAUCUAGAGACAAACGGUGAUCUCAACAGUGAUGACUUUGAAUAUGAAGAUGAAGCAAAACUUGUUAUAUUUCCCGAUCACUAUGAAAUCUCAUUACCCAAUAUAGAAGAGUUACCAGCACUGGUGACGAUAGCUUGUGAUGCACUCCUCAGUGCAAAAUCACCGUACAGGAAGCAGGAACCUGACUCCUGGGAAGAAGAGCUACAGGCAUCUAAACAUGCCAAAACACUUGUACAGCUAGACAAUGGUGUUAGAAUUCCCCCCAGUGGUUGGAAAUGCUCAAAAUGUGACCUGCGGGAGAACCUGUGGCUAAACCUGACAGAUGGUUCUGUGCUGUGUGGGAAGUGGUUCUUCGAUGGCAGUGGGGGGAAUGGCCAUGCAAUGGAUCACUACAAGGAGACGGGUUAUCCCUUGGCAGUGAAGUUAGGAACCAUCACACCUGAUGGAGCAGAUGUCUAUUCUUUUGAUGAAGAGGAGCCGGUUUUAGAUCCGCAUAUAGCAAAACAUUUGGCACACUUUGGAAUUGAUAUGCUGCAGAUGCAAGUGACAGAGAAUGGGCUAAGAGAUAGUGAUAUAAAACCAAGGGUCUCCGAAUGGGAAGUGAUUCAAGAAGCUGGUGUGAAACUCAAGCCUGUGUAUGGCCCAGGAUACACUGGUAUGAAGAACCUGGGAAAUAGCUGCUACCUCAGUGCUGUCAUGCAAACAGUUUUCAGCAUCCCAGAGUUCCAACGAGCGUAUGUGGGAAACCUUCCACGAAUAUUUGACUACUCUCCUCUUGAUCCAACACAAGAUUUCAACACUCAGAUGGCUAAAUUGGGACAUGGCCUCCUUUCAGGCCAGUACUCUAAGCCACCCGUGAAAUCCGAGCUUAUUGAGCAGGUGAUGAAAGAAGAACACAAGCUUCAACACAAUGGAAUAUCUCCCCGAAUGUUUAAGGCUUUUAUAAGUAAAGGCCACCCAGAAUUUUCCUCUAAUAGACAACAAGACGCACAGGAAUUCUUCCUACAUCUUAUAAAUCUAGUAGAGAGGAACCCUGUAGGUUCAGAAAACCCUAGUGAUGUUUUCCGGUUCCUGGUGGAAGAACGCACACAAUGCUGCCAGUCCAGAAAGGUCCGCUACACAGAGAGGGUGGACUAUGUCAUGCAGUUACCUGUCGCCAUGGAGGCAGCAACAAACAAAGAUGAAUUAAUUGCCUAUGAAUUGAAGAGACGAGAAGCAGAAGCUGCAAGAAGACCUCCACCAGAGCUUGUCCGUGCCAAAAUCCCAUUUAAUGCAUGUCUGCAGGCCUUUUCUGAGCCAAACAACGUAGAGGAUUUCUGGAGCAGUGCCCUACAAGCAAAAUCUGCAGGAGUUAAGACUUCUCGUUUUGCUUCGUUUCCUGAGUACCUAGUGGUGCAGAUAAAGAAAUUUACCUUUGGCCUUGAUUGGAUACCCAAAAAGCUUGAUGUUUCUAUAGACAUGCCAGAUUUCCUAGAUAUCAGCCACCUUCGGGCCAGGGGUCUCCAGCCAGGAGAAGAAGAACUUCCAGAUAUUGCUCCUCCCAUUAUCAUUCCUGAUGACCCAAAAGAUCGUGUGAUGAACCAUUUCAUGGAAUCUCUAGAUAUUGAUGAGUCUUCAGUUAUGCAGCUGGCAGAGAUGGGGUUUCCUUUGGAAGCAUGUCGGAAAGCUGUGUACUAUACAGGCAACCUGGGUGCUGAAGUUGCUUUCAACUGGAUCAUUGCACACAUGGAAGAACCAGACUUUGCUGAGCCAUUGGUCAUACCUGCAUUUGGAGAAACUGCUUCGAGUGGAGCAGCUGCAUUUGGAGCUGCUGGGCUAGAUAACCAACCUCCUGAAGAGAUUGUUGCAAUUAUCAUUUCCAUGGGCUUCCAAAGGAAUUUAGCAAUUCGAGCACUGAAGGCAAUGAACAACAAUUUGGAGCGAGCACUGGAAUGGAUCUUCAGCCACCCUGAAAUCGAAGAAGAAAGUGAGCCUGCUUUGGACACGAUGGAUAUGGAGAACAAUGCUAAUGCCAAUAUCCUUUCAGAGACAGGGUCGGAGGGACCCAGGAUCAAAGAUGGGUCGGGAAGAUAUGAGCUGUUUGGAUUCAUCAGCCACAUGGGAACAUCCACAAUGAGUGGCCACUAUGUUUGUCAUCUCAAAAAAGAAGGAAGAUGGGUGAUCUACAAUGACCUUAAAGUCUGUGCCUCAGAACGACCUCCCAAAGACCUGGGCUACAUUUAUUUUUACCACAGGAUACCAAGUUAGGCCUCAAAUCUAUCACCUGGCCUUAAGAAGCCAUAAGCCUUUUUAACCUGCCCUAAAAAAGUGUACAAUAAAAAGGAAAAUCUAAAACCAACAAAGACCCCUAACCCUUGGACUGCCAAAAAGCAAAGGAAAACAUGGGAUAUUUAUAGUUUAUUUAAAAAACGGUCAUUUGAUUCCGCCUUAAGUGUUAGAGGGAAAAUUUCUGUUAGAUAAUGUAUAGCACACUGUUUUAAAUUUGUACACCUUUAAGGAUACCUUAAAACCAUGCAGAUUACUGAUGGAUUUUGCAGCUAGGAAAUGGAGAAAACAGAAAUUUCAGAGUUGAACCAGAAUCCCAGUUCAGCCCAGCUCCUGCCUGCUCUGCCCAUGCAUCUGUUGAAGACAACGGAGAAAUAUUUGCAUCUUUGGUAACUGGGAGCCAGUGUUUCCAACCAGAGUCCAGACCACUUAGAGAAAUCAUAUUGCAUAUAAAGUUGGAGGGAAGGGGGUGUGUGAGUGUUCUUCAAAGCAGAAUGUCUUAUUUGGGAGAUUAUUUUCGGUACAGUGAGAAAAGUAAACUAAAGUUAUAUCUGUUGGAAUUCGGUUUUAUAAUAUUUUGGUUUGCCUUUUUGAUGCAUAAACCUACAAAAUUAAUGAUGAUGGGAGCAAUCUCCUCUCGGUGCUCUGUACAUUUUCUGCCAAAGAGAAAUAAUAGAUUUUAUUUUUUCAGAAAUAGGUUUCUUCAGCUUCUCUUUAAUCUUUUGCAAUUCGUCCGUCAGAUUCAGGAUUACAGAUGGCUAAAAGGAGCAGGCUUUUUGUCUACAAAAUUAAAUGUUUACCCUCAGGAAAGGCAAGGUUGUUAUUUUUUUUUUUUCUUGUGAAGAAGAGGUUAAUGUCCCAUAAUAUUUCUUUCAGGGAAAUUUUAGUCUAUACCACUCACAUUCCAGCUGAACUCGAUUCCCUGACAAAGUACUCGCAGUGUAAUUCUGAUUUCUGCCAAAGAUUAAUAUUUAGUUCCAUCCAUGAGUGGGGGAAAUUGCUUAGUGAAACUGAUUUACAGAUUUGCCCCUCUCUCCUCCUUCCCUUUAAAAACCAACCAACCAAAAAGCAAAACCAAAAAGUGUAAAAAAAAAAAAAAACCUCAUCACCUUGAAACGAUGUUUUGGCUCUCUUAGCAUUUGCAAAUACACUGAUACUCUGAUCUCUUCAAUUACAUGCCUUCUAAAGGGGUUUUAUAUCUCCAGCAGGGAUGAAGGGGUGGGUAGCUAGGGGCUGACCUUUCCUGUCUCACCUUUUUGUGGUGUUAUUUCGGUUUCUGUCACAGACAAGAAUAUAUGAUCUUUUAAUUGCAUUUGAAAACACUAAUUCUAGAAAAAAUAUGAUGGUGUGAAACCUUUCAUGAUUCCAAAAACUCCCAAAGGUUCAGUGUUGGCCACUGCUUAGAGGCUGUUGCUGGAAUUGCCUCAGAUAGUCUUAGUGAGCCCUCACAGUAAAUUGAAACAGUCAAAAAAAUGAAAAAUCCUCCUUACAGAGUGCAGGAGAGGCAGGGAGUGUAAUUACAUUUUCUCUGCAGUCAGCGCCUCCAAGUUUAAUAGCCAAAUUCAAACAGCUACACUAUGGAAGAGAACCCAAAUUAAAAAUCUGAUUAUGAGUAGGGCAUUUUAUUUUUUCCAGCGUCUCGGGGAAAAGUAGUUCUCCCUCUGGUCGUAUAGCUUCAUGCAGAGACAAAACACUGUUUUUUAAUUUUCUUUUUUAAAUCAGUUUUGAUCUCAAAUUAUGGGAGAGAUUCUAGUGCAAUAAUUCUAUAGAGUGUAAAUGGUGGCUAAUUGCCAGGAGAGCUUCCUGCACUUAGUGCUCUUAUUGACACAAAAGAACAGCAUUCCUAGUACCUUAGCUCCUGUGAGAUUCAGCUGCCUUGUAAUUAUUGAGCCACCAGUUCUGGACAAAAUAAAAGCUGCCAGAAUUUUUUUUUUCACUUUUUCAGGUUUGGAGUAUUUGUGUAUUUCACCAGAAAAUGCCAAAUUUGAAGAUGGUAUCAGCAAAUUAUGCAGUGAUACAUCUUCUCUUUAAAGUGAAAGAACUAGAAUUCCAUAUAUCUAUGUUUGUGCUUUUGUAUUCUGGCAGCAGAAAAAGGACAAAAGACCUCUCUCUCUCUUUUUGUUUCUUUUCUAAUUUUUUUGACUGCCCAGUUAAAUUCCAAGAAAGUUCAAUACAACAGCUUUCCUCUUGCCUCAUGAACUUAAAGGGCUGUUUGUAAACUAACAAGAUCUGGUGGCCACUACCUUUUUAUUUAGAAACCUUGAGUAAAUAAAGGCCACCAGUGUUGUUCCCAUGUUUAUUAUUGAACUGGAACCAUGGCUGGUCUCGUAGGAUUAAGGAUGGAGCUUGAACUCUUACAAAUUUGUCUGGUACCUCCUAAAACUGGAAUGGCUGUGGGACUGGUUGGUCUCAGUUAGCAGGAGACGCACUUAGAAAUCUGAGAAGCGAUAAACUGGAAAUGGUAAAUGAAAGGGGAGACCCAUUCGCUGGCUGUGAUAGAUGAGCUGUAGCAGCUCGGUUUCUGAAAUCCUUUUCAUUUCAUCGCUCUGCCUGCCUAACUACCAACUGGGUCAGAAGUGCAGAGGAAACAGUUUGGGAGAAAGGUUUACGGAUCUUCUAAAAUUUAUCACUUGAGAAUAUGUUGAGGUUUGUCAGCUGUUUGAGAAAUUGUUUUAUCAUCUCCCAAAGUAGUGGCUUCCCUCCUUUUUCAAAUGAUCAUCUCACUUUUGCUCUGGGAUACGGGGGAAGAACAUCACGAAUCUGGAGGAGUAGGAUGUAAACCCCUGACUCUUCAGCCUAACGUGGGCAGAGGAGUUUGUUUCAUUUGUCUGUUUUAAACUCCAGCAUGCAGAAGCCACGUUCAAACAGCCAGCACUGAAUAGAUGACUAAUUUAUCCAGCUUUCCCAAUAACAUUUGUGUGCACUUAAUUGCGCUGGGCCAGGCCCCAGUGCACAGCCUGGACAGUGGCUGAUGGGAACCUCCAUGUCUCUGGGUACUGUAGUAGCUCGGGGGGUUAGGUGUGCAAAGAACUUCUUGGCAAAAAAGGAUGGAGGAAUUAAAAUCCUGGUGAGCAGUUUGAGACCAUCUAACCUGAGAGUUACGUCAAGCCAGACUUGCCAGCAAAUAAUGCUCUUAUUUCUUGUCCUGGUUUUUACUUUUUUGUAUGAUACAUUUAAGUUAGGACAGUGGAAGGAAGAAAAUUCAACAACUUUUCCUACUUUUCCAUUUCUCCUCUCAUUCCUAGCAGCAUGCUAGAUCCAUUAGGACCACGUGGACAAACUCCAAUUUAAUCUUCCUAGAUGAAAUAUAAUUAGGAUAAAAUUUUCAUUUAUUAAAAAUUAAAAAACAGGUAUAGAUGUUUCUGGACUACUCUGACUUGUCACUUUACUGGGUUCACUGGCACUACUUCUGACUGACUUUGAUGUAACUGAAACCAGCAUCAGUCUAGUUUCUUUGAUUCAAGCAGCCUCCACUGGGUCAUAGUACACAUCCUGAAUAUGGAUGCAGCCGGAGCUUGUUAGCUUGUUCUCAAAGUAUCUCCAAUUCAUUCCUUUUUUUCUCCAUCCUGGCAACAGCCAUUUUUAUCUAUUUUCAUGCUUUGAAAGACUAUGCAAAACUUGUAACUGGACAUAACUUCUUAUUUUUCCUAUCACCCUUCCUACCUUAAUGGCUGAAAUCAGUUUCUGAUUUCUAUUCACUCCUCCGUGGUUUUACUGUUAUAUCCUGGAAGUGUCUGUACUGGUUUACUUUGCACCAUUCAGAAUUGUUUGCUUGAAGCACUGUUAACAUUUUGGAGAGUAUUUGAGAUGAGAAAGGUUGUGAAUGACAUUGUUGCAACUGUUUUAAAUUAAAAAGAAAUAUUCUCA